Molecule: messenger RNA, 2785 nt
Organism: Purpureocillium takamizusanense
Lineage: Eukaryota; Fungi; Ascomycota; Sordariomycetes; Hypocreales; Ophiocordycipitaceae
Gene: SNF1
Product: Non-specific serine/threonine protein kinase
Exons: 4
Coding region: 168-2366 (732 amino acids)
Biological process (GO): protein phosphorylation; intracellular signal transduction
Cellular component (GO): cytoplasm
Molecular function (GO): protein serine/threonine kinase activity; ATP binding
Source: RefSeq, a predicted model, not a curated record
AACCACCCUCCCCCACCACAAUCGGACAACCUUACCAUCGCACCACCUACCUAGCGACCGAAACAGCCCAGGCUCGCAUUCCCCCCCAUCUACCGCCCCCCGUUGAUGGCCCCCGACCGGACCGACAGCAUCGGCCAUUGAUAACGGCAGUCGAAACUCCGCCCGUCAUGGCUCCACGAGGCGGCUUCGAGGACGAGGAGCUCACCAUCUCCCUCUCCUCGUCCCACGUCCGCCGCGUCCACCAGCAGCGCCAUCCUCGCGCCCAGCAUGCUCCCGACGCCGCCGCUGCCGCCGACGCCGCCCCAUCAGCAGCAACAGCAGCACCCUCGUCCAGGCAGGGCAGAACCAUGGAACACAACGGCAGCCGCGACAAGUCCAAGGCCGAGCAGCGCCUCGGCGCCUACAAGAUCAUGAAGACGCUCGGCGAGGGCUCCUUUGGCAAGGUGAAGCUGGCCAUCGUCAACGGCACCGGCCAGCAGGUCGCUCUCAAGAUCAUCGCUCGCAAGAAGCUCAUCAGCCGCGACAUGGCCGGCCGCGUCGAGCGAGAAAUUGAAUACCUCCAGCUCCUGCGUCACCCUCACAUCAUCAAACUCUACACCGUCAUCAAGACCCAUAGCGAAAUCGUCAUGGUCCUCGAGUAUGCCGGCGGCGAACUCUUCGAUCACAUCGUCCAACACGGCCGGAUGAGCGAAACGGAGGCCCGCCGCUUCUUCCAGCAGAUGCUCUGUGCCGUCGAGUACUGCCACCGUCACAAGAUUGUCCACCGCGACCUCAAGCCCGAGAACCUGUUGCUCGACGAACACCUCAACGUCAAGAUUGCCGACUUUGGUCUGAGCAACAUCAUGACGGACGGAAACUUCCUCAAGACGAGCUGUGGCAGCCCCAACUAUGCCGCCCCCGAGGUCAUCGGCGGGAAGCUGUACGCCGGCCCCGAGGUUGACGUCUGGAGCUGCGGCGUCAUCCUUUACGUGCUCCUGGUCGGGCGACUGCCCUUUGACGACGAACACAUUCCCAGCCUUUUUGCCAAGAUCGCUAGGGGCACCUACAGCAUCCCUGUCUGGAUGCCUACCGGCGCUGCCAACUUGAUCAAGAAGAUGCUCGUCGUCAACCCUGUUCAGCGGGCGACGAUCGAUGAGAUCCGACAAGAUCCGUGGUUCAUGACGGAUUUACCGGCCUAUCUUCAGCCUCCAGUUGAGGAGUUCCUCAACACCGGCGUCGACCCCAACAAGGCCAUCGAGAAGCGCGACAUCGCACCAAAUGCCCCAGUUCAGGUACAAGAGAGGCUCCACAACGAAGUCACCGAGAAGAUUAGCAAGACGAUGGGUUAUGGCAAGAACGACGUCGAGGAGGCGCUGCAGUCCGAGGAGCCGUCCGCGAUCAAAGACGUGUAUAUGAUCGUGAGGGAGAACAAGAUGAUGCAGGUCAAUCAAAACCCGGAUGCCCUGAGCGAAGCCGACGAAGCCUCGAGUCCAAUGAUGAGCAUGUCUUCUGCCCGCUCUGGCAUGUCGCAGGGCCUGUCGCCGCGUCCCUACGUCAGUAAGGUCGGCAUUCUGCCCAGCAGUCUCCCUGCCUACCACAAAGACUUCAUGGAGAGAGAGAAGGCUGGCCUUGCAAUCAACCAGUCGUCGGCGACAGCGGACAACGACGAGCCCCCAUCGGCGAGGACAGAUGCCGAUAAGGAAGAGGCCGCGCGCCGGCUCAAGCCUCAUGCCAGGUCGCAACUGAAGCUGGAGGAAGGUAGCAAACGCCCGCAGAGCAUGACGCCGAUCAACCCGCCGAAAAAGCCUAAGCCUGUGCGAUGGCAAUUUGGCAUCCGCUCCCGUAACGCGCCGUGGGAGGCUCUGCUCUGCAUCCACAAGGCCCUCCAUAAGCUGGGGGCAACGUACGUUCCCGACGAGGAUUAUGCCCAGUCUCGCGAGAAGGAGAGCGAACCGCCUAGUGGCGAUGGAAGUUUUGCAGACGGCUACGACGGCGGCUCCCUGCACCGCGAAUCAAGCACAAGCCUGGACCCGACGAAACGAUACAAGCUCCCAGCCGACCCAUGGCAUAUCAAGGUGCGGUGGGAGUCAUCGACCAUCAAGCGCAAGACAAAGAGCUCACCCGACGGCUCCGGAGGCAGCCACGUCGGUACGCCAGACAGCUACCACGUCUACUCGCCGCAGGACCCAGUCAAGAAGGCGUUUGUGGCACUGCACAUGGACAUUCAAAUCUACGAAAUGGAGCAGGGCGUGUAUUUGGUGGACUUUAAGUGCUCCGGUUACGAGACGCCGGACGGAACUCUACUCGAGGAGAAGGAGGUGACGAGUCCAUUUCCGUUCCUUGACAUGGCUGCCAGGUUGAUUAUGCAGCUCGCCGAGGCUGACUGAGCGGCGGUGGCGCAUAGUUGCUGGGCGACCCGGGUUGGGCCCGACGCGGCGGUCGUCGCAUGCUGUAUUAACUUUGUACAGAGGCAGUCACCUGGCUUGCUGUCUUGAAGGUUGUGGCGAGACGGACGACUUUAUGACGCGAGAUUCGAUGUUGAGACGAGACAUGGCGUGGCAAAGUAGACUGCUUGUCAGGAGUUGGGGAGUUGGGCGGACUUUUAACUCUGCAGCCGAGGAUGCGUGGGAUAUUUGUUGGCAUAGUGCUAGAACGGAGCAGCUGUAUUGCCCUGCGGGGUUUGUGCUCUCACGUAGAGUGAGGCUCCGUUGCAAUAUACAGGCUCAAGUCACUUUUAUCUCAUGGACCGACGGUCUUUUACCAUUUUCAAUGCUGUCAUAUACAGUGUACAAUGCGACAAAGGAGG